[Torrubiella] hemipterigena is the source of this 566-nucleotide messenger RNA. NCBI's taxonomy places the organism in Eukaryota, Fungi, Ascomycota, Sordariomycetes, Hypocreales, Clavicipitaceae. The record is from the annotation of a GenBank genome assembly.
UCGCUGCUCACGGGUAUAAAUCGACGGCAUCGCCCAACCCGAAACGAACAGCCCAAGCACUACACUUACACUACACACUACACACUCUCCCCUACAUCAAUCAAGAAAUCAUGAAGUUCGCCGUCCCCGUUAUCCUUGCCCUUGUCUCGGCCGCCCAGGCUACUCAGGUCAACUGGGAAAUCUGCAACGGCGGUGUUGAAAAGACCAACAGCGAUGGCUGCACCAAUGUCUCUGGUGCCAAGGAGGACAACCUCUGCGGCAUUACUAUUCCUCCUCCUGGAACCGACUACUGCGAGUUCUACACUACAGGCUGUGGUAACCCAUUCGGUUCUACCUACCGCUGCAGUGUAAGCGACGGCCACUGCAACGCUCGUUCCUGGAAGUCGAUUGCCUCUUACCGCUGCUGGGACCACUAAAGAAAUUACAAGAACCUUUUAGGGUAGAGCUGGCCUUGUGGGAGGGAAAAGGACUGAAUGUAGAUUACUCUCUAAGAGGAUUUUAUACACAAGAUUUUACUAGAAUUUCUCCGUACACAAUAAAGCUCAAUUGAAUUUGCAUCACAUUGA